Messenger RNA from Babesia bovis T2Bo, 1452 nucleotides. RefSeq names its product initiation factor 3 gamma subunit containing protein. Bases 14 to 1450 code for a protein of 478 amino acids. Gene Ontology annotation, cellular component: tRNA (m1A) methyltransferase complex; nucleus. The transcript is spliced from 7 exons. Gene Ontology annotation, biological process: tRNA methylation. Lineage: Eukaryota; Apicomplexa; Aconoidasida; Piroplasmida; Babesiidae. The record is from RefSeq and is a predicted model, not a curated record.
AUUACAAUAUACAAUGGAAUCUCUAUUUGGUCAUGAUAUAUCCCGUCCUGUAGCGGAAAAUGAUACAGUGAUUCUAAUGAUACACAAUAAGGGUGGAUUUACUGCUCAUGUCGAAAGAGGAAAAACGGUCAAAAUAUGCAAAGAUAAUUUUAAUCUUGAUGCUCUGAUUGGAUGCUCCUACGGCGAUGUAUUCACAAAGGAAGAUGGAGCAUGGAUUAAGAUCCGUCGUAACGACCCGCAGUAUCAGCAGUACCGUAAUCGUAUCAGGGAAACCAUAUCUGUCGAGUCGAAUAUACCUUCAUCGGACAAUCGUGAUGUAUAUGAUGACAACACUGCUCAAAAGCUGAGCUACGAUGAUAUACAACGCCUGAAAAGAGAACGAAAAGCCCAGGAGGUGAUUGAGUCAAUAGUGGACAACUCAGAGACCUUUGCUAAAAAGUCAAAGAUGGCGCAAGAAAAAUAUAUAUCUCGUAAGGAAUCUCGUCAUAUAAAGCUGUUCUACGUUAGACCAUGUGAUUUAUAUAAUGUAUGUGAUUGCUACUUUACUUCAUUUCCACACAAGAUUGGCUACUUAAAUUUCUCAAACCUUGCUAUGAUGAUGUAUCUGGCCAGUAUCAAGUACAACGAUAAGGUAAUGGUACUGGACCACGCCCUUGGGAUUAUAACUGCUGCGGUUUGCCAAAGACUUGCAGGAUCAGGUAGAAUAUAUCGGUUGGUGGCGAAAGGAGUGAGUGACAAGGUAGUACACGAAAUUGGUAUUCGUUAUUUUGACAAUAUAUUUUCACUUGAUAUGAGUGAGUACAUCCCGCUCGGCAUCACAUCGGUGAGACCAGUAAGAGCGCCAGCAGAUACCUCUAAUUUGCCCGGCGAUCAGGAAUGUAAUAUAUCUGAUCAAGAUGAAAUGAACCAAAAAGAUGCUAAUAUCACUGGUUUACUGAACAACGUUUAUGGACAACCAUUUGAUGAAUCUGACGCAGGUGGCAGCAAAUCAUUUAUGGAAUCACCCCGGGAAGAUUUGGACAGUAGGGAUGAGAAAGAAGUGAAACGGCAAAAACUAAGCCAAAUACCUGGAAUAUAUCCUCUCUACAACGCUACCAAGGAGGAGGUUAUGAACUGUCAAGUUCUGAUCGGAAAUAUCGCUUUUAACAAAUGCAAUAAGCUUAACUCCAUGGUGUCGUUAUAUACAAGAAGCUUCAAAGCUGCGGCUGAUAUGUAUCUGGAGAUGGGCGGUCGUCUAGUUCUUUAUGGACAACAAUAUCAACCAAUGGCUGAACUUCAGGCUGAACUCACAUUGAGUGAGGAGUAUGUCAAUGUGAAAUUUGACGAGGUAUUUUGUAGAGAGUAUCAGAUGCUACCCCUAAGGACACAUCCUGUUAUGACAGCCGAACUGCGUCCAUGUUGCGGUUUCAUUGUAUCGGCAACGAAGACAUCUAAAGAUAUUUUAUCUUGAAU